AUGGUCAUGGAGACGACAGAGCGUGUUAUGAGAGCACUCGUUAGGGGAUCGAUAAGAGUUCUUCUUCCUCUACGGACAGAAUGGGAUGGUUAUAUCGCGCCGCAACGGCUUGCUAUAACAAAGGCUGCGCUGAAGGCGAUGAAAGCCGACUGCAAUGGCUCCAAAAAGCAAGCCAAUCAGCUUGAAAACACAUUUUCUGCAGCCCACGACUACGCUCUAGAAGCGCACGAAAGAGAACCAACGGAUGUCGACGUGCUUUCUUUGCUUUGUUCAGCUACUGGCAAAUUGGCUGAGGAUAGCUCGAUGAUGGACAAAGUGAAAUUCGGAUUCGAAUUUCAGGUAUUCUUUUUUUCUGAAAAUGGAGUUCAAUAG
This is a messenger RNA of Haemonchus placei, 372 nucleotides long. The record is from the annotation of a GenBank genome assembly. Lineage: Eukaryota; Metazoa; Nematoda; Chromadorea; Rhabditida; Trichostrongylidae.